UGGGGCAGAGGGGCGAGCAGGAGGCGGGUUGCACGGGUGUGUGGGGCGCGGAGCGGCGCUGGGACAGCGGGGAGCAGCUGGGCACGGCGGCCGCGGCGGCUGGGAUUUGGGCCGCGGUUCGGCCGGGCCGGCCGAGCUGGACUGGCCAUCAUGGAGGAGGAGCUGCAGCAUUCGCACUGUGUUAAUUGUGUCAGUAGACGAUGUAUGACAAGACCAGAGCCUGGGAUUUCCUGUGACUUGAUUGGUUGUCCAUUGGUUUGUGGAGCAGUUUUCCAUGCAUGUAAGGCUGAUGAGCAUCGACUUUUAUGUCCAUUUGAACGAGUGCCUUGCUUAAAUAGUGACUUUGGAUGUCCAUUUACAAUGGCUCGAAAUAAAGUUGCUGAACAUCUAGAAAUGUGUCCUGCAAGUGUGGUGUGCUGUACCAUGGAAUGGAACCGAUGGCCAGUUAGUUAUGCAGACCGGAAAUCAUAUGAAAAUCUAAGCAGAGAUGUUGAUGAAGUGGCACAAUUAGAUAUGGCCUUGGCCCUUCAAGACCAACGGAUGCUCUUAGAAUCUCUCAAAGUAGCCACCAUGAUGUCAAAAGCAACUGAUAAAGUGUCAGAACCUAGAGAACAGAUCUCAGUUAAACCAAGUGUCUCAGAAAUACCACAUACUAAUGGUUUGGUGUCAGUUGAUGAAGAAUCUUAUGGUGCACUUUAUCAAGCUACUGUUGAAACAACCCGAAGUUUGGCUGCUGCUUUAGAUAUUCUGAAUACUGCUACAAGAGACAUUGGCAUGCUAAGUACGAGUCUUUGUGCUUCCCUAAAUGAAAUGAAUGAAGAGCAAAAAGCCAGAGAAAGCUUACAGAAUAGAAACCAGAAAGACCAGGACCAUCUUUAUGAGGAUGAGAUGGGAGCAGUAGGUGGGAUUGACCAUAAGGACAUGAGUCAGAAUGCCCAGUUGGAACAAAAUGGUUCAAGUGAUUUAUUAUGUGACUUUAAUGCCAGUUCUUAUGGCACUUCUGCUCUUUGUAAUGGCUUUCCUUUGGAAGAUAUAUGUGCACAGGUCAUUGAGCAGAACCAGGAUUUACAUACUGACUCAAAACAAAGUAACUUAACAAAUGGAGAAUGUGUAGCGUCAGGUGGCUCUUCAGAACCUUCUAGUCCACUUUUAGUAGCAGCACAAGUUCGGGAAGUAAUACCACCUAAUGCUUUGCCUAAUGGCACGGUUCAGCAUAUCCUUAUGCCAGAUGAUGAUGAAGACUUGUGUUGGAAAAAAGUAGACUUAGGGGACCUACGGAAUGUGGAUGUCUUAUCUUUCAGUCACCCUCCUUCAUUCAAAUUUCUUUCGAAUUCAUGUUGGUCUAAACCAAAGGAAGAUAAAGCAGUAGAUACAUCAGAUUUGGAAGUUGCGGAAGAUCCAAUGGGUCUCCAAGGAAUAGAUCUAAUCACAGCAGCAUUACUGUUUUGUCUAGGAGAUUCUCCAGGUGGGAGGGGUAUAUCUGAUAGUCGCAUGGCUGAUGUUUAUCAUGUUGACUUUGGGACUCAGACUUUUUCACUUCCAUCUGCCAUUUUAGCUACAAAUACAAUGGUUGGGGAAAUAGCUUCAGCUUCAGCUUGUGAUCAUGCCAACCCACAGCUUUCAAAUCCAAGCCCUUUUCAGACACUGGGGCUGGACUUAGUAUUGGAAUGUGUCGCUAGGUACCAGCCCAAGCAGCGUCCAAUGUUUACAUUUGUUUGUGGACAAUUAUUUAGAAGAAAAGAAUUUUCAUCACAUUUUAAGAACGUGCAUGGUGACAUUCAUGCUGGACUCAACGGCUGGAUGGAACAGAGGUGUCCUCUAGCAUAUUAUGGUUGUACCUAUUCACAGCGUAGAUUUUGUCCAUCAACACAAGGAGCAAAGAUUAUACAUGACCACCAUUUGCGGUCAUUUGGAGUUCAGCCGUCUGUAUCUACAGUGUUAGUAGAGCCUGCUAGAAACUGUGUGCUGGGUUUACAUAGUGACCAUCUAAGUAGUCUUCCUUUUGAAGUCCUGCAACAUAUUGCAGGGUUUCUCGAUGGCUUCAGCUUAUGCCAGCUCUCAUGUGUAUCCAAGUUAAUGAGGGAUGUUUGUGGCAGUCUUCUCCAGUCUCGUGGAAUGGUCAUACUUCAGUGGGGGAAAAAGAAGUAUCCAGAAGGAAAUUCGUCAUGGCAGAUAAAAGAAAAGGUAUGGCGAUUCAGUACUGCAUUUUGUUCUGUCGAUGAAUGGAAGUUUGCUGACAUCCUGAGCAUGGCUGACCACCUGAAGAAGUGCAGUUACAACAUUGUAGAGAAGCGGGAGGAAGCGAUCCCACUGCCGUGUAUGUGCGUGACGCGAGAACUCACUAAAGAAGGACGUUCACUUCGCUCAGUUUUAAAACCUGUACUUUAAAAAGUCAAAUUCCACUUGCACAUACAUGCAAGCUCCUAGUAUAAUUUCUUUGUAAUAUGUGACACCUUAUUAAUGUAUUAAAGAUUACAACUAGCUAAAUUUAUUGUCACUAUGUAUAUAAUGUUUUGAAGUGACAUAUAUUUUUAUAAAGUACUGAUUAGUUGGGAAAAAGUUGCCUUAAUAUUUGAAAUGUGUGAAUUUUUUGGAACUUGCUGGACAGGGUGAUUUAAUUUUUGGCUACAUAAUUUUCAGAAUUAGUAUUUUUAAUGGUGUGCAUAUUUUGGUUCUUACAUUUUUUGCUUCUUAAACUAACAAGAUCCUGACCAAACAAUUUACUCCUCAUUUUCUGUGGGUUACAACCCAUGCAUUCAAAAAGCAAAACUUUGAUUCUGAUUUUUACAUCAUAGGCUCUUCAGAUUAAACAUUCAGUUGCUUAAGCACUGCAUAAAAACAUUAUAAAAUUUUUAUUUUCUAGUGUUCCCGUUACAUAAUUGUUAAUAUGGAAAUGAUCUGUAAUGUAAACAUAAUAUUUAAAUCGUGAAUGAUGUUGAUAAUGCCAUUUAUCGUGUUUUAAAAAUAGUCCACAAAAAUGUCUCCUUUUGUAUUUACACCUCUCAUACAGAGAGUUACCAUUUGCAGCUUUUUUUGAUUAGAUGCCACAUCCAAAGACUCAUGGCAGUAUGUUACGACAGGUUAAAGCAAAAUCAAACCCCAAAAAAGCCUGUGAAUUUAAUUUGAAAUUUUAUAUAUUUGCUAGGAAUUUGAUAUUUGGAGAGAAGAAAAUAUAGUCGACCCUUCAUAUCUGGAUAUCCAUGGAUUCAAUCAAAGGAUGGAAAAUAUUUGGAAAAAAAAAAUUCCAUGAAAUUCCAAAAAACACAACUUGAAUUUGC
Messenger RNA from Bubalus bubalis (water buffalo), 3278 nucleotides. It is a transcript of the gene FBXO30, whose product is annotated as F-box protein 30. The record is from RefSeq and is a predicted model, not a curated record. The coding region runs from base 151 to 2388 and encodes 745 amino acids. The transcript has 3 exons. Lineage: Eukaryota; Metazoa; Chordata; Mammalia; Artiodactyla; Bovidae. Gene Ontology annotation, molecular function: protein binding; ubiquitin protein ligase activity; zinc ion binding.